AUGACAAAUACUUCAAGUACUUCCGAUAUACCAUUUACCGAUACACAAGUAAUCUACUUUGUAAUUUUUCAAGGUAUAUUUACAGCCUUGACGAUCUUCUAUUUCUUGCAAGCUCAAGGACAAUAUUUUAGAAAGAGUAAAAGUACGUCACAUGGAAGUGCAUAUGAAAAAUAUACACUCGAGAAAGAAUUAAUUAAAGAAGCUGAACAGAGAAAAAAAAACUUGAAAAGAACAUUAUUUACUACUGUUAUAAUUGCUUAUUUUCUUAAAAUUCAAAAUAAGUACCUUCGAAAAUCUAUUAAUGAAAAAAAUGAUUUAAACCGAAAUUAUCGAAAAGAAAAGAUUCAAGACGAUGAUAUUUUAAACAAGAUUUCAUCAAAGUUUUUUGGUGAAAAUUCUGCUACGAAAAUAAAAGAAUAUAUUGCUUUCUCAA
This is a messenger RNA of Dentiscutata erythropus, 433 nucleotides long. The record is from the annotation of a GenBank genome assembly. Lineage: Eukaryota; Fungi; Glomeromycota; Glomeromycetes; Diversisporales; Gigasporaceae.